UCUUGCCCCAGCUUCAGGAGGAGUUGGAGCAGCGUGGUUGCAGCCCUGUGCCCUUUUCAAGUGAGCUGGUUCCAACUCCUGCUCAUGCCCGUUGCUUUGAAAAUGAUCCUGCUUCUCUUCCUCUUCGGGAGCAUGGAGGCAAAAAAUGUGACUGAAGCAUCUCCAAACAGCACUCCUUUGUGGACAUCUGAAACCACAACACGCUCUCUUUCUUCGGUCUCUGGGAUCCCAACUUUCAACUCAAUGACAACCAGUCUUACAACAAACAAGUUCCCUGAGAUGGGUGAUAACCCUGGGACCCAGACUUUCCUGCUUUUCUCAAUUCCCGAUACAGCCAAUGUGGUGUCCUCUCCUGAAACUUCCCCUGCUGCCAGCAGGGGCAGUCCUGUAUCUGAGUCAACAAUCUCCCAGGAAGAUUCAACCAAGAAGUCAACAAUGCCCAUGAAAAUCCCUGAUGGCCCCAGCAUACCUGGUGUCUCAGUAACGAAAACUAUAGGAUUCCCCACUAUGACUGGUAAAACCAUGGCAACUAGCCCUCUGGAGACCACCAAUGGGACCAGUGAAACCCCUGUCACUAUGGCAACUAGCCCUCUGGAGACCACCAAUGGGACCAGUGGAACCCCUGUCACCAUGGCAACUAGCCCUCUGGAGACCACCAAUGGGACCAGUGGAACCCCUGUCGCCAUGGCAACUAGCCCUCUGGAGACCUCCAGUGGGACCAGCAAACUCCUAUUAACUAUGGCAACUAGCUCUCUGGAGAUCUCUGGUGGGACCAGUAGAUCUCCUGUCACCAUGGCAACAAGCUCUCUGGAGACCUCCAGUGGAACCAGUGAACCCCUUGUCACCACAGCAACUAACUCUCUGAAGACCAUCAAUAUGACCAGUGGAUCCCCCGUCAUCAUGAAAACUAGCUCUCCUGAGAUCUCCAAGAGGAUCAGUGGACUCUUGGUCACCAUGCCAGCUACCUCUUUGAAGACUCCCAUGGGGACCAGUGGCUCCUCUAGCCCUGGAGUAACACCAUCCGGCCCAAAUACCUCCACAAACGUAAGCGGGAGGAACAAACUCAUUCCAGCUCAGGGGGCAAAAGGCACCCUGCUGGUGGCUGUGCUUGUGGCCCUGCUGGUGGUCGUUGUCCUCGGGGCAUUGAUCCUGUUGUGGCGCCGGCGGCAGAAGCGGAAGACAGGAGUCCUGACACUAAACAGGAGUGGAAAACGCAACGGGGUGGUAGAUGCCUGGGCUGGGGUCGCCCGGGUGUCUGAUGAGGAGGCCAUGACAGCAACAGAGGGAGCGUCUGGAGGUAACAGUGACCCUGAUGGCCCCCACAGGGAGGGGUCUGGCCAGCGACCCACACUCACCACUUUCUUUGGUAGACAGAAGUCUCGCCAGGGCUCCGUGGCACUGGAGGAGCGAAAGGCAGGGCCAGCCUCCAGCUUAAAGGCGGAAGAGGAGCCGCUGGUGGGCAACAAGGAUGAGGGUGCAGAAGCCCCUACUUCUAAUGGGCCAGAAGUGAAAGAGGUGAAGACCCCUUAAUGCUCGAGAAUCGCAAGACUGGAAUUCAGAACCAUUCCCACUUUCAUCACCUUCCCUCCCAUCAUCACCAAGAGGUUGACAUCCAACUUCUUCAUCCAUCACCAGCAUUUCCACCCAGCACCCUUUGGAUUUCAAUGCAGCACCUUCACCCUGUCUUCAUUCAGCUUCUUAACCCUGGCUCUUCUAGCCAGCAUCCGCACCCAGCAUCCACCCCCAGCACCGAGACCCAGGGCCUACACCCACUGAACACUUGCAAAACUUCCUCAUCAACCCCUACUUCUCCCCAUCACAUUUUCUCCACAUUUUGGUCCUUGAAACCAGCCGCUGAGUCUCCGGAGAUGCCAAACUCCCUGGACUGAUGAUUUCUCAGCAGAUACCAGAGUCUGGGAAGGAGUUGGCAACCCAGCAAGCUCCCACUUCAGAAUUACUCUGGAAAGUACAUUUGGCCCCAUGGAUUAGGACGUUUGUCCCGGAUUAGCCCAUGAACUGCCCGUAACUCUGGGUGCCCGUGGUCUGUGCCGGGCCGGCCUGGAGCAUGGGCUGGGUGGUGUCACCCUGGGGUGCUUUCAAUGUGUCUGUGAUGGCCCCAGGCCCCUAGACUGGCCCACGGUCCCAGCUGCCACACUCCCCCCACCUCUGGAUGGAGGCGGCCAGAGGCUUCAGUUGUUUCUCCUCCCAAGAGCAGAGGUGAGAAGUUUCUGGGCAGGUGUAGUUCUUAGAAGUCUUGGUGUCUGCGUGGGUCCACUCAUGCGUGUGGUUUGUGUGCAGGAGGCGAGGACUUGGUGAAGUUUGUGAAGGACAGUGGGGGGUAGUACAGACAGUGUGAGGGAGGUGGCAGGGAGGGGACAGGAAGGGCUGGGGAGAUGCCACCCUGAGGAGGUGCUGAGAACAUAGGCGCCCUUGUCUUUGCUCAGAUGGGGUGGAGGUGGAAGAUUUAAUUCUGUCUGUGGCCUGGCUUGAGAGAAAGACUGCAUGUGUGACUGAGCAUGGUUCUUCAACUCAGCCACAGAGUACCCCGUAACCCCCACCCCUACCCCCUCUUCUCCUCCCCCACCCUUCCAGCCACACUCUCCUCCACUUCCCACCCCCCGAUUCUUUCAUCCAUCAUCCCCUCCCCUACCCCCACUACCCCGCCAACGGUCACACUGAGUCCCAGGACUUGCUGAUACUGUUACCCGUUUAAUGUGUUUGUAUGUUCUAUUCCUCAAAGGGGGGGUCAGUGAGAGAGGGAGCUGUGACAAGUCCCAGAACCAGGAGCAUCCCUGUGGCUCUGGGAUGGAGAAAAGGGGACAAGACCCAGCUGCACCAUCUCUGAGACCAGCUCAGGCUAGUGCCCUCAGCACCACGUGGACCCGGAGGCCGUUGGUAUUUCCCCAGGGCAAAGAGGAAAUUUGCAAAGAGGAAGUUGUUGAGUUAAGAGGAGCAGUGACCAAGAGCAGACGUACUGACCUAUAAAAGGAGAGGGCGAGGGACACCAUGGUGGUGUGACUGCCAGGUGGUUUGGAUCAGAGGGGAUGUGGGAGAGGGGGAAAAGGCUGGGUCAGUCAGUUCAUGGGAGGGUGGGGGAGAGAUGGGGAGAGAAAUGGCGGAAAGUGGCCAGGGACCCACCCAGAAUUGUGCCACCCACGCCCGGGCAAGCAGGGGUGGAAAUCUAGUCUUCCCCACACAUGUCUGGGUGCCUUUUUUUUUUUUUGGCCAUGCCGUGCAAGCAGGAGGAAUCUUAGUUCCCCAGCCAGAUAUGGAACCUGCACCUUUUAUCUAAAUAAAAAUAAUAAUAAAAUAUUGAAAAUACU
Messenger RNA from Odocoileus virginianus texanus, 3323 nucleotides. It is a transcript of the gene SPN, whose product is annotated as sialophorin. Gene Ontology annotation, cellular component: external side of plasma membrane. Lineage: Eukaryota; Metazoa; Chordata; Mammalia; Artiodactyla; Cervidae. Gene Ontology annotation, molecular function: heat shock protein binding; transmembrane signaling receptor activity. The record is from RefSeq and is a predicted model, not a curated record. Gene Ontology annotation, biological process: defense response to bacterium; cell surface receptor signaling pathway; type II interferon production.